This is a messenger RNA of Chaetomium fimeti, 756 nucleotides long. RefSeq lists its product as uncharacterized. The transcript has 2 exons. The record is from RefSeq and is a predicted model, not a curated record. The coding region runs from base 1 to 756 and encodes 251 amino acids. Gene Ontology annotation, cellular component: nucleus. NCBI's taxonomy places the organism in Eukaryota, Fungi, Ascomycota, Sordariomycetes, Sordariales, Chaetomiaceae.
AUGGAUCCCCCUUCUUCGCCGUUUCAUCUUCCGACAUCACUCGAGCCCUGCAGAAUAGAUGCGCUGCCACCAGCGGCGUACUACAUCGCGGACUUCAUCAGCGAGGAAGAAGAAGAAGCCAUUCUCCACAAGGUUGAAACCGCACCCAAGGCAAGAUGGAGACAACUCACGCACCGCCGGCUGCAAACGUGGCCGUCAGAUCUUGUGAAAGACACACUGCUCGAUUCCCGGCCGCUGCCCGACUGGCUUGAAACCCCCAUCGUCUCUCGCAUCCUCUCGCUUCCAGUCGCAGACGGCGAGCCGAAUAUGUUUGCCGAUAGCCCGCAUGGCCGGCCGAACCAUGUUCUCGUCAAUGAAUACCCCCCAAACACGGGCAUCAUGCCGCACAAGGACGGCAGUGCCUACUAUCCCGUGGUGUGCACUGUGAGUCUCGGCUCGAGCCUCUGCCUCAACCUGUACAAAAGUAAGGAGGAUGGUGCUUUGGACCCCGAGCCAGUCUGGAGAAUUUUGCAAGAGCCGCGCAGUCUUUUGAUUACAACGGCGGAUCUCUACUCGGAGUACCUCCACGGAAUCGAGCCGAUCUCGGCCGAUGUAGACAUUUCGGAGCAGACCAUCGCGAACUGGAGCCUCUUGCGUUCGUCGGUCUUCCGAGAUGGGCUCAAUCAGCGACAGACGCGCACCAGUCUCACAUACCGCGAUGUGCUGAAGGUCUCAAAGCUUGGAAACAAGCUCGGGUCUAGAUUUGGGCGCUCUUGA